Molecule: messenger RNA, 3197 nt
Organism: Abrus precatorius (Indian licorice)
Lineage: Eukaryota; Viridiplantae; Streptophyta; Magnoliopsida; Fabales; Fabaceae
Product: protein RRP6-like 3
Exons: 12
Coding region: 155-2956 (933 amino acids)
Biological process (GO): poly(A)-dependent snoRNA 3'-end processing; nuclear polyadenylation-dependent rRNA catabolic process; nuclear polyadenylation-dependent CUT catabolic process
Cellular component (GO): nuclear exosome (RNase complex); nucleolus
Molecular function (GO): 3'-5'-RNA exonuclease activity; nucleic acid binding; nucleotide binding
Source: RefSeq, a predicted model, not a curated record
AAACAAGUGUCACAUUCAGAAAUUGCCACGUAAGCCCAAAAAAGCACUUGCAUAAAUCAGUCUUCGCCGCCGUGAACGGGGCGGUCACCGCCUCCACCGUGACCUCUGCACAAAACCCGAAUUCAACUCGUCGAAACAGCGAGCGAAGAAGAAAAUGAAUAACGCCAACAAGAUGCGCAUGGCAUUCACCGUUGCCACAUUAGCUGCUGCUAUCAUCUCCAUCUUCUUCACCUUGCGAAGGCGCAAGCAAAAUAAGUCCGCAUCGAGUUCGUGCUAUUUAUAUUCUGAAACGAAACCUCAGUGCGCGUUUAAGCGAGUGUUAGCAGAUAAUUCCUAUACUGCGUUCAAGCACCUGAUUAACGACGAGAAUGCUUCAAAUUCGCAUCCAUUUGAGGCAGAGAUUACAGCAUUGUUAAGAAAUCCCCAUCCUGAAAUUGAGCUUAGUACUGAGAUUGUGGACUUGGAAAUGAAGGUAUCGUAUGUUUGGGUUGAUACAGAGAUGCAAUUGAAGGAACUGGUUAAUGUAUUAAGCGAAGAAAGGUUCUUUGCUGUUGACACCGAACAACAUAGUUUACGAUCUUUUCUAGGCUUUACAGCAUUAGUUCAGAUUUCUACAGGGGUGAAAGAUUAUUUGAUUGACACAAUUGCCCUGCAUGAUUUUAUGGGCAUUCUUCGCCCAGUUUUUUCCAAUCCUACAAUUUGUAAAGUAUUCCAUGGGGCUGACAAUGAUAUACUCUGGCUACAGAGGGACUUCCACAUAUACAUUGUUAAUCUAUUUGAUACUUCGAAGGCAUGCGAGGUGCUGUUGAAACCACAGAAAUCACUUGCUUAUUUGCUUGAAACUUACUGUGGUGUGACAACCAAUAAAUUAUUACAGCGUGAAGAUUGGAGACAACGCCCUCUUUCAGCAGAAAUGGUACAUUAUGCACGAACGGAUGCACACUAUCUGAUGUAUAUUGCAAACUGUCUCAUCAAUGAACUCAAACAACUGGACAAUGAAAACUCUUGCUCCGACGACGAAUUCCAUUUUGUCCUCGAGGCUAGUCGACGAUCAAACAUGAUUUGUUUACAACUUUUCACAAAGGAAAUUGAAGCUUUUCCUGGAGAAUCUGCUGUAUUAUCAUUAUUUUCACGUCACAUGAGUAGUAAUGGCUUUCCCUCAGUUUCAAAUGAAACUAAGGUUCAGAAUGUUGUGAGACAACUGUGCGCAUGGAGAGAUCUGAUGGCUCGUAUUCAUGACGAGAGCUUAAAAUACGUACUGUCAGACCACGCAAUUGUUGCUUUGGCAAGUCAGCCUACAACGAGUCACUCUGAAAUAUACAACACCAUAGCUCAGACUGAUAUCAAUGUGGAGACGGGUGUUAACUCUUUCAUCCCUUCCCCGUCUCCUGUUGUUUGCAGUCACCUGAGCGAUAUCUAUCAUCUGCUUGCAAAUGAGUUGGCCAACAAUGAUAAUAUUUAUUCGCUGAUUCUUCAAAGGUGUUUAGGUCAAAAUGGGAGUUGCCCACUUUCUGUAUUUAAUUAUGCUUUGUUGGUUAACAGUAACCUAAGACCUACUUUAGCCUAUAAGCACCUGGGCCCUAAAAAUCCUAAACAAUAUUCGCGGAAGUCUUCUCGAGAUUUGUUUGUUCAAAAAUUCUCUUGUAAGUCUCCUGUUUAUCACAAUUGCCGGAUAUUUGCUAAUGAUGGGAGACUACUCUGUUAUUGUGAUCGGAAGAAGCUUGAAUGGUACCUUACUCGGGAUCUUGCAAAACUUAUUGAUGAGGACCCCCCAGCUAUAAUGCUCCUAUUUGAACCCAAAGGCCGGCCAGAGGAUGAAGGCAAUGAUUUUUAUAUCCAGAGUAAGAGAAAUAUAUGUGUUGGGUGUGGCCAAGGAAAUCACUAUUUACGGUAUCGAAUAAUCCCAUCAUGUUACAGAAUACAUUUCCCUGAGCAUUUGAAAAGCCAUCGCUCUCAUGAUAUUGUCCUCCUUUGUGUGGAUUGCCAUGAAGUUGCCCAUGCUGCUGCAGAAAAGUAUAAGAGAAAAAUAGCUGUUGAAUUUGGGAUUCCACUCUACGUUCGUAGUGUAAUUCAUCCAGGGCAAGAGACUGAAAAACAGAUAGAAGAGGGAGGUGUAUCUCCAUUACAGUUACGGACAGCUGCAAUGGCUCUUCUACGCCAUGGACCAAGAAUGCCUCUCAAUCGCCGUGCAGAACUAGCUGAGAUUGUAAAGAAAUAUUAUGGAGGAAGGGAGAUAUCUGAGGAAGAUCUAGAAAGAGCUUUACAAGUUGGCAUGACGCCUCAUGAGAGAAGACGAUUUGAGAAGAAGAGAGGGUUUUCUUUUAGACAUUCUGCGGCGAGUACUGCUACUGUGCGAGAACAGGAUAAUCAUGCUAGUUGUGCACCCAGGCUGUGUGAUGUGGACGUAUUGAAAGUUGAUGCUCAUGACGGCUCAUAUGCAAAUGAAGAAACAAGAAGUGAAGUACAUAAAGAAGUUUCCACGAGAAAAGACGAUUUUGGAAACCCCACUUUAGCCUCUGGUAUUGCAAUUAAUGGAGCUGUCUCUGCAGCUCUGAAUGGAAAUACGAUCCCAGUUGAAACUACACUUUAUAACGAAACCAGUGACUCUGCUGUAAAUGUUGAUAAUAGCCAUCUGAGCAGAAGGCAAGAGAACGGAGAAAGUGACUUGUCUUAUCUCCCCAAAGAUGAAAAAUCGACAAAAGCUCAACAUAAUUCAAAACUAUCACUCUUGGGACAUGGACCACAUGGUAAGCAAGUUGUAGAACAUAUAGUGAAGGUGUAUGGUGAAGAUGGCAUUCGAGAGUUUUGUCAAAGAUGGAGACAAGUAUUUGUGGACGCUGUAAAUCCACGUUUUCUUCCUGCUGGUUGGGACGUAAAACACAGUGGACGAAGGGACUUUGGGGUGUUCAGCGUAUACAAUCCUGACAAAAUAGCAGCUGCUGCUAGUAGAGAGUAACUAGCAGGACCUACAAUUAACAUGGAUAUUUUGGUGCUUCAAUGCUAUCAAAAUAUCUGAUGCUUCACUUCCUCUCAUGGGAUAGAAAUUACACCAAAUGAACACGAUAAUCUUAUUUUGUAGUUAAUUUUAUAAUUUGAGGAUAUUCAAUUAUUCACCUUUUUGUCAUAAGGACAAAAUGGCUUCCAAGAACAUUUUUGUCAUGCUCUAAUUAUUCAAAUAAAAAAUACGAGCAUUUUCU